Molecule: messenger RNA, 4930 nt
Organism: Pseudopipra pipra
Lineage: Eukaryota; Metazoa; Chordata; Aves; Passeriformes; Pipridae
Gene: REL
Product: REL proto-oncogene, NF-kB subunit
Exons: 11
Coding region: 1393-3042 (549 amino acids)
Biological process (GO): response to cytokine; positive regulation of transcription by RNA polymerase II; inflammatory response
Cellular component (GO): cytoplasm
Molecular function (GO): DNA-binding transcription factor activity, RNA polymerase II-specific; RNA polymerase II cis-regulatory region sequence-specific DNA binding
Source: RefSeq, a predicted model, not a curated record
CUGAACUGACCAAGUCUGUAGUAACUGGGUCACCUGCCAGAGUUUUUUCUUUCUGUGAUGUAGGUCAUGGGAAUAUUUGCAGAAGCAAAAGUGCUGUAAUUGCAUAGCUGGACCAGUCUUUAUGUUGACAUUGAAGCUUAAAGAUGCAUAUUCAGGAGGCAGAAACAAUAUCAUGUGUAAUUAAGAUGCAUAAAAGGAAUAUGAAUUCUAGUUUUUAAGAAUCCAGCAGUUAAAUGACGUGGAUUUUUGAAGUAACAUUGUUGUUAUUUUUAGGUUUACUUCCUAAUGGGCUUUUUGUACCCCAAGAGCACAGACAUUGCCCACUGUUGGGGAAAGUGAAUUAGUAGCAGCAGCAUCUUGUUCAGCUGAAUAUUAAGGCUCUAACACUGAGGAAAAGAAAGCUGGAAUUAAAGAAACAACUCAGGAAAGCUGGAAUUAAAGUUUUUUCUUGCAGCAGGAGCUUUCUCCUGGGACCUGUAGUUUCACUUGGUGGGCCAGGUAAGAUUGAAAGACUUGGGGCAGUAAAAGUAUCUGGAUGUGAAUCAGGUCUCAGUACCAAUCUCAGAAUUGCAACAGUCUCUCUGCAGGCUGUUUAGAGGUGGGUGUGGACCAUAAUGAAUACUAAUGAAGUGUAGUAGCUCCUUGUACUUGAAGCAAAUGUCUCUGCCAGUACCAUGGACGAGUCUCCUGGAAUCAGCCACGUACAGAAUUCACUCCUUACUGGACUGUGCAGCAUCUGUUCCCUUGGGAACAGAUUUGGGGUCUCUUACUGAACUAUGAGUCUCCACUGUCUCAAAAGCUUUGAGAUACUCUUAAAUCUGGAUUGGUUUACUCAUUUGAUUUUGCCUUUUACAGGGUAAGGGAAAAGGUGGUAAGGAAAACUGAAAUAGCUGAAAAAACUGAAUUAUCUCUAAAAAGUCACAAAUUUCUUUAGACCUCUAAAUUCGGCUUCUCUCAUGAUUUUUUUUAAAACAAAUGGUUAUGUAGAUUGACAGAAAUACUUUGCAAAUUCAAGUGGCAACUUUGCUCUCCAUUUAAUUUCUGUUAUGGAAAUGGUUGUUUAUGCAGGUUUCCUUUUAAUGGCAACUCCUGGAAAAGGCACAGUCAGCUGUCUCUGGCUACUUUUGGAGACGAGAGCUCAGGAUGCCACACAGAGACCGGCCCUCUGCUUUGCACACGAAAAUCUUCACCCUCUUGUUCUGGAAGAGGCAGGAAACCACAAGAGUGUGAGGAGCAGUGGGGGGCAGACACAGUGAGGUUUGCUUUCAGUGGGAACUCCUGGAAAAGGCACAGUCAGCUGUCUUUGGCUACAUUUGGAGAUGAGAGCUCAGGAUACCAUACAGUGGCCCUGAGCCCUACAUUGAAAUAUUUGAGCAACCCAGGCAAAGGGGAAUGCGCUUCAGGUACAAGUGUGAGGGAAGAUCUGCAGGCAGCAUUCCAGGAGAACACAGUACUGAAAACAAUAAGACAUUCCCUUCCAUCCAGAUUCUGAACUAUUUCGGAAAAGUCAAAAUAAGAACCACAUUGGUGACAAAGAAUGAGCCCUACAAGCCACACCCUCAUGAUCUGGUUGGCAAAGACUGCAGAGAUGGCUACUACGAAGCCGAGUUCGGGCCAGAGCGGCGAGUCCUGUCUUUUCAGAACUUGGGCAUUCAGUGUGUGAAGAAGAAAGACCUGAAGGAAUCGAUUUCUUUACGAAUCUCCAAGAAAAUUAACCCUUUCAAUGUGCCUGAGGAGCAGCUGCACAACAUCGACGAGUACGAUCUCAACGUCGUCCGCCUCUGCUUCCAAGCUUUCCUCCCAGAUGAGCAUGGCAACUACACCAUAGCCCUUCCUCCUUUGAUCUCCAACCCCAUCUAUGACAAUAGAGCUCCCAACACCGCAGAGCUGAGAAUUUGCCGCGUGAACAAGAACUGUGGGAGCGUAAAGGGAGGAGACGAAAUAUUUCUGCUGUGUGACAAAGUUCAGAAAGAUGAUAUAGAGGUCAGAUUUGUCCUGGACAACUGGGAGGCCAAGGGUUCCUUCUCCCAGGCCGACGUUCACCGCCAGGUCGCGAUCGUGUUCCGGACGCCCCCGUUCCUCAAGGACAUCACCGAGCCCGUCACGGUGAAGAUGCAGCUCCGGAGACCUUCCGACCAGGAAGUCAGUGAGCCUAUGGAUUUCAGAUACCUACCAGAUGAGAAGGAUCCAUAUGGCAACAAGGCAAAAAGGCAAAGAUCAACGUUGGCUUUGCAAAAGCUCAUGCAGGACUGUGGAUCAAACACAACAGAGAGGCCCAAAGUAACUCCAUUCCCCGUUGUCACUCCUGAAGGAAAGAUGAUUAAAAAAGAACCAAACCUGUUUUCAUCCUCGCUGAUGAUUCCCGGGUUGGGAUCCCUGGCCAGCGCUGGUCAGAUGUACCCUGGCUGCAGCCAGCUGGCCCCGGUGGGCCCAGGGAAGCAGGACGGGCUGUCCUCGUGCUGGCUGCACAGCUCCUCUGCCAGCGGCCUGCUGGGCACACACCCACCCAACAGCUUCUCCGCGGACGCGCCUCAGCCGGCUCACGGCAGCGGCUCCCUCCCGACCUUCCACGACCCUGUGAACUGGCCCGACGAGAAGGAUUCGGGCUUUUACCGGAAUUACAGCAGCACCAACGGGCUGGGAGUUGCGGCGGCGUCGAACGUCGACCUGCCGAGCGUUCCCGGCGGCGGCGCCGUGCACGCGGCUCAUCCCGGCGGCGCCGCCUCCGGCAUCGUCAGCAUGGACACCGACGACAUGAACUGCACCAGCAUCAACUUCGACAAGUUCAACGUGGUGCUGAACUCAGGCGCUCCCAGGCAGCAGCUGCAGCUGGGCCCGCCCGGGGCCGGCGCCGCGGGAUUCGCUUCCCAGCCCGGCUUGGCCGACCCCGUGUACGACUUCAUAGGCCCGGAGGUUCUGGGCGAGCCGAGACUCUCCACCGCCCACCAGGGCGGCCUGGCAGACGCCCAGUUCUACGACGGCGACAGCGAGCUCUACCAGUCCUUCCCCUUCGAUAACAUCCUACAAAGCUACAACCCCUGAGGGGCGGAGCUGCCCAAAGGUGCCGCCGCCGCGUGGAGAGGAGUCGUUCACCCUUCUGGAGUCCCCGCUUUCUCCCUCAGAAUGUCGCUGUGCAAGUUUGACGAUGGAACUUAAGGUUAUUUAAGUUACCAUAAGAGUUAAGUUAUUUAAGCCCAUAGUGGUGCCCGUCAAGAAGGGGGAGGUGGGGGUAGGGUUUGGGGUCCUGUACCUUAAAAGUACCUUGUAGGUGUAUUUUGGCGCUGUUGGUAAAGGGAAAUGGUAACACUUAAAGCUUCCUUGCCUUUGGGGACUGUAAAAGCUGGUGUCUUCAGAAGGGUUAAAAUUUCAAAUACUUCACAGGGUUAAAGUUCUUUCAAAGCAGCCAUUUUUUGCUAUAGCAAUUCAAUUUUUGAUAGGACAGAAAUUAGGAAAACAAACCUGCACAUGAGCACUCUAGUUCAGUCUCAUCUACAGAUAUUAAAAGUUCAACUCAGCCUACUUGAAAGGUUUAGGUUUCACACCCCCUUUCUAUAAAUACUGUUCUUCUAAAAUGAGUACAUGUAUUGAUUUUCCACACUCCAUUUGCUUUGAAGGCAAAUUGACUGGUGAAAUUUUUUUUUUAAUGACUAUGUCAUUGUUAGAUGUAUUUAAAAAGACCGGAAGGUUUGAAUUUUUAAAUAGUCCAGCUCUGUUGUAAAGGAAAUCACUGCACAGGAGAAGGAACAGAAAGUCUGCACUUCAUCCAGAGUGCACUUGUUUUACAAGCCAAGCCCUGUUGCUUUAGGGAUGAAGCUGUCAUUGCUCUGCAGUUGUUGUGUGUGAGUGUAGCUGUGAUGUGUGUGUGGCGUUUUGCACGGCGGGAAUCUCUCGAGCCGAAGUAUCUACUUGCUUUUUUUCCUCAGGUAUCCCAGCAGUUUCCUGCUAUGCAAGUGACUGCUCAAAGGAAGGCUCAGAUCCUGCCCCCCCCCCAGCACCACCCCCUCCCAGGAGGGCAAAGCCAGGGGCAGCCCUUGGGCAGCCUCAUCUCCUAUUAAUGACUUUUAAAGCCAUUUCAGUCAGUACCAAUUAAAAACACUCCUCUCUCCUCUGGAUCAGGAACCAGAACUUCCUCCCUCCCACUUGAUUCCCAGUCUCCCCUCUUAGCCUGAGCCAGGAGCUGUUCCAUGACACCAGCUGGGGGUGACUGGCUGGGUAAGACACUCUGGGCCUUGGCUACUUUAUUAUACUGUUAUUUUUUAAAGAAGCAACACAGCAAGAAAUGUCUGAGUAUUUCUUAGGUGAUACAUCUGCUCUGUAGGGCAGAUAAGGCUUGAGGGUCUGAAUUGUUACCAUUUGGUGACAUAAAACCAGACCAUGAAAGCAGCAAUAAAAAAAGCACACUUGGAUAUAAAAAAACCCAAAACAAAACAAAAAAAUCAAAAAACCACCCCCAAAUCUAAAAAAAACCACUUGAGACAUAGAGAUGGAUACAAGGAAGGAGCUCCAGAACCCCUCUGUGGUUUAUGGGAUUCCCUCCCUGCAUUCCCUUGUGUUGGGAGCACUCUGGUGCUGCUGCUGGAAUCCAUCCCCCCCCCUUGCACAGGUGACAGUCACACUGUAGGAUGUGUGAAGUUUGGGAAACUGCUUCCCCAAACUCCAGGUGCACAAAGCCAUGAAUUGACUCUCCCUGUUUUAAAGCAGUUUUCCCUCACAGCUCCUCUGCAGUCUUGAGCAAUAGGAAGACCAAAGAAAUACACAGAAAGUUUGAAAUGUGUUGUUUAUUCAGUUCUGUUUUUUUUUUUUUUUGAAGUUCUCAGUUUUAAGUAUAUUAAAUGUAAACAUUUUACUCACUUCAUAGAAAGCUCUUUAUAGUACAAUUUGUUUUUACUGUAUAAUUAAAUAUUUUCAAAGUUCUGUUUUCCUUUGUAAA